Molecule: messenger RNA, 1680 nt
Organism: Prorocentrum cordatum
Lineage: Eukaryota; Dinophyceae; Prorocentrales; Prorocentraceae
Source: the annotation of a GenBank genome assembly
GGGGAAGAUCACGGGCACCGUGACAAAGACUGAGUGCGGCAACGUCGUGCCGAUCUUGGUCACCGUCCGUCUGGGCCAGCGCCAGCUCGUGGCUCAUCCUCGCGAGUCGGCGGCGGCCGGCACGGACCACGGCCAAGAUCGGCGUCGACGAGAGCCCGCGACAUCUUGGCCAUGGUCAGCGUGUUUCUCUCCUCGACGAGGCGCUGGAAGGAGGACCCCUCUCGGCUCAGGAGGGGAUCUGGCUCUCGGGCCGGCCGCCCACUCAGGGCCGGGCAGAGGCACGACGAGGAACCUUGUGGCCAAGGCGCGGCGGGCGGGGCACGCGCGGGCUCGGCGCGCGGCAUCGCGGCGCACUGGCGCGGCCAGAGGGUGCUGUAUUCGGCCAUGGUGCUGCUGGAGCGGCUCGAGCUGCGAACCCGCCCGGUGAAGGACUUCGGGGUCGCCGUGACCUUCCGCGACGCGCUCCUUGAGGCCAAGCUCCGCUUCAUGGAGGGGCUGCGAGAGCUGCGGGGGGCAAAGGGGGGCGCGUCUGCAGGCGACCAGGGCGCCGCUUGGCCCGAGGGCGAGAAGCUCGUGCCGCAGCAGCCGCCCUGGCAGGGGCAGCUGAGCGCCGAGGAGCUGGGGGACAUGCUCUCCGCCGCCGUGGGCGCCGCCCUGAAGCGGAGGCGCCUGGAGCCCAACAGGGACAUGGGCCUCUACCUUCGCGUCAACAUGCCCGCCAAGCAGUGGAUCGGCUCGGCCCUGUGCGGCCCCGUCUUUCACCUCGGAGGGGCCUCCAUGGCGCUCGGGAUGCGCAGCUGGAAGCUGCUCUGCGAGGCGCGAGGCUCCGAGCCCGCUCUUGCGACGGCCGAGGGCGCGUGCGCCGCGUGGCGGCAGGUGCGCAGCGCGCACCUGACCGCGUGGAGCCUGACCGGCCGAGACUGCGCCCACUUGGCCAGACGGCUGGACGAGCUGGAACAGCGGCGCCGGACCCAGGCCGCCGCCGGCCGGCUCCGGCGCGCGGCGCGCGCCCGCGACCGUGGCGCCAGGCUGACGGCCGUGGAGGCGGCCAGAGCGGCCAGGGCUGCGGCGAGGUCGCUGCGGGCCGCCGGCCGCGCGGAGGCAGCGAUCGGCCGCCUGCUGGACACGUGGGCGAAGCGGCUCCGAGCGGUUGCCGGGCGUGCGCGCUGCGGCGCGGGCAAGCGUUGCCGUGCCCCUGUCGCCGGCCCCCGCGCUCGUCCUCAGGCCAGGGGCCGCGCUGGCUGCCGGCAGCCAGGGGCCCGACGCGUCGAGAGCGCAGCCUCCGAUCAGCGCGCGCGCGCCAGGGCGAUCUGACGGCUCUCCCGGGGCGGCGGCGCGUCCUGGCGCACACGGCGCGGCGCCCCAGCAUCCGAGGCUGUCAUUCUCCACGUUCUCCCGGGCGUGCAAGGCAACCUCCCUGCCACUCUUCCGCACUUUCGUUGGCCCAGGGCCCUGGGUCGCGGCACGCGCAGAAGCGGGCCAGCAGACUCUGCUCGCUGAGAUGUAUUGCUUCAGUAUGGUUUUGAUCUCAUGACGUUCUAGCGCAGUGGGGCACCGUAGCCUUCUCCAAAAUUUGCAUCGUCAGCGUUCGGUCUCUUCGUCGCCGUCUCAACCGUCUGCUGAGCCACCACCUGAAGCACCUUCACAAGCCCCAUCACCUUUCGCACCGUGAUGCCUCGA